CAAACCUUGCAAGACAGACAUCGAUCAUGUAUGACGACAAUAUGCCAGGAACUCUAGACCGACACCUUAAACCUGUUCUCGAAGAAUACUCUGAAGACGAGAGGAAAACAAGGCUCGGGCCUCUUAAGAAGGCAAUGAAUGCCUCCACCAAGUUAAGGUGUUCCUUGAGCAAGAGGGGUCGAAGGAGCAACAGAGUAAUGCCUGUCCCUAUUGAGGACAACAUUGAUGCAGAAGACUUACAGGCCGUGGAUGCAUUUCGCCAAGCACUUAUCUUGGAAGAAUUGCUGCCUUCAAAUCAUGAUGAUCAUCAUAUGAUGCUAAGAUUUUUAAGGGCCAGGAAAUUUGACAUUGAGCAAACAAAGAAAAUGUGGGCUGAUAUGCUCCAAUGGAGGAAGGAAUUUGGUGCUGACACUAUUAUGGAGGACUUCGAGUUCAAGGAAAUUGAUGAAGUCGUGAAAUACUAUCCACAAGGACAUCAUGGAGUUGACAAGGAUGGACGGCCUGUCUACAUUGAGAGACUUGGUCAAGUCGAUUCUACCAAGCUGUUGCAAGUGACAACAAUGGACCGCUACGUGAAGUACCACAUACGGGAGUUUGAGAGGACCUUUGUGUGUAAAUUCCCUGCCUGUUCCAUUGCAGCAAAGAAGCACAUUGAUCAGAGCACCACUAUUCUGGAUGUUCAAGGAGUGGGGCUUACAAGUUUAAACAAAUCUGCAAGGGAACUUAUCCAGUGCCUUCAGAAGGUUGAUGGUGACAAUUAUCCUGAGACCCUGAACCGUAUGUACAUCAUCAACGCUGGUUCUGGAUUUAGACUUUUAUGGAACACUGUGAAAUCUUUCCUUGACCCCAGGACAACUGGAAAAAUCCAUGUUCUGGGAAACAAAUACCAAAGCAAGUUGCUUGAAAUAAUUGAUUCUAGCGAGCUGCCAGAGUUUUUGGGUGGUAAGUGUACUUGUGCUGAUAAGGGUGGCUGUAUGCGUUCCGAUAGGGGCCCAUGGAAUGAUCCAGUCAUCUGGAAGAUGGUUCAAAAUGGUGAGGCCAAAUGCAAAAGGACAGCUUUGUCAGGCAUUGAGAAGGCAAGCUCAAAGAGAUGUGAUUCUCUCAACUCAAAAACUGUUCCAGAGGCUGACAUGAAGUCUCAAGUGAAGCAGCAAAAUUUAUCUCCUUUGCCUGAAGAUGUUGUAAUUACCAAAGAGUGCAAUAGGACCUAUGAGCAUGAGGACUUUAUGCCAAUGGUUGAUAAGGCUAUGGAUACAACUUUCACUAAAUCAAUUCAAUGUGAUAAAAUUUCCCCAAGCCAAGCUACAGAUAGCUUCCCUGUGCAUUACGCUUGCAGGGAUCUGGAUAGACUAAGCAAUCAAUUUGUUUCUGGAAUGAUGGCUUUUGUCAUGGGUAUUUUCACCAUGGUUCGAUUGGCACGAAACAUGCCUAAGAAACUGGCUGAGGUUGCCCACUAUGGAAGCCCUGUUUACUCCACUGGAAUGGUGAAUAAAGGCCACCAGUUGCCUGCACCAGCCAUUUCCAGCAAUGCGUACAUGACGAUGAUGAAGCGCAUGUCCGAAUUGGAGGAGAAAGUGAGUGUUCUCAGCACAAAACCGGCACUCAUGCCACCCGAGAAAGAAGAAAUGCUGAACACCACUCUCAACCGAAUCAACGUGUUGGAACCAGAUCUGUCAGCAACCAAGAAGGCACUUGAGGACGCCCUUGUUCGGCAAGAAGAGCUCGUAGCCUACCUUGACAAGAAUAAGAAAAAAAGGAAAUUUAGCCUAUUUUGUUGUUGGUGAGGUUAUCGGCGCAGGUGUUUUUCCAGGCAUAACGGGUGACCCGAAGCAGUGGCGGAC
This is a messenger RNA of Prunus dulcis (almond), 1841 nucleotides long. Its product is annotated as phosphatidylinositol/phosphatidylcholine transfer protein SFH3-like. The coding region runs from base 27 to 1784 and encodes 585 amino acids. The transcript is spliced from 14 exons. NCBI's taxonomy places the organism in Eukaryota, Viridiplantae, Streptophyta, Magnoliopsida, Rosales, Rosaceae. The record is from RefSeq and is a predicted model, not a curated record.